Molecule: messenger RNA, 1044 nt
Organism: Closterium sp. NIES-65
Lineage: Eukaryota; Viridiplantae; Streptophyta; Zygnematophyceae; Desmidiales; Closteriaceae
Source: the annotation of a GenBank genome assembly
AUGCCCAGCUCGGCGCCGCCCAGCCAGGCGCCUUCCAACUCGGCGCCCUUGCAGUGGCCCCCGUGCCCACUGCUGCAGCGGCCCGCCGUAGCCGCCUUGCCGCCCUGUCGUCGCCGCCUCACCAGCAGCUGCCAUCACCCUUGCUGCCGCUGUAGCGGCCCUCCCGCCCCGUCGUCCCUGUUCCUACAGCAGCGGCCGUCCUUGCAGCAACUGCCGUCGCCGUCCAUGCCGCCACUGCAGCUGCCGCCCCUACUGCUCCGUGAGUGGUACGCUGCGCGUCACCGGGGCGGAGGUGCUGGUCUCUGUGCCUACGUCCUGCGUAUCGGCGACCGCACUGGUGAGCCAUGCGGCGGCCCGCACGCCACCCAGCGCUGCUUUGGCCGCCUGACGGACGCCAGGCGUCUCCAAUUCCCUGACGCCACUGAGAUCUCUCGCUGGGGCGAGCUGCUUAGGUCGGGGGUUGCUAUCUUUGAUCUUGAUUAUGAUGCUAUUCUUGCUGCCAUGUAUGUUGUGUCUACUAGUGACGAGGGUGACUGUUACUUGUGUGUGCCGCCUGACCCGGGCAUUGAGGGUGCUGCUCUAGGUGCUACUGCGUCUGCUGCGCCAGAUGCUGGUGCGUCUGCUGCUCCAGGUGCUGGUGAGUUUGCUGCUCCAGGUGCUGGUGACUCUGCUCUCUCAGGUACCACGUCGGCUCAGGUUUUGCACACCUUCACUUUUGACUCGGGUGCUUCCCGCUCCUUCUUUCGAGACCGCACCACACUCACGCCGCUUAGUCGGCCAGUUGCAGUCUCCCUGGCAGACCCCUCUGGGGAACCUGUCCUUGCCAACCUUUCCACUGUCCUGCCGUGUCCGGCGGCCCCCUCUGGCAUCCUGUCAGGUCUUUACCUCCCCUCAUUCUAUACGAACUUGGUGAGUGGUGCUGACCUACAGGAUGUGGAGGUUGACCAGUUCACUCCUUCGAGUCAACGAGCGACCCACUGCACGUGUGCUCAGACGGGCCGACACUUUGGCAUGUUUACCCGUCAGCCGGGGUCGAGCCUGUGA